Mercenaria mercenaria is the source of this 1244-nucleotide messenger RNA. Its product is annotated as C-factor-like. The record is from RefSeq and is a predicted model, not a curated record. The coding region runs from base 247 to 993 and encodes 248 amino acids. The transcript has 6 exons. NCBI's taxonomy places the organism in Eukaryota, Metazoa, Mollusca, Bivalvia, Venerida, Veneridae.
UGACUCUUACUAUAACGCCGUGUUUCACUGUUGGUGUAUUUCUUGCUCCGUUGUCAAGUUAGAUGGGUCAAGUUCAAAAAUUAUUGACAGUUUUUGUGUACUAUAACUUAUAAGAACAAAAUAUAGGACAGUCAAUAUUGAUUUUAUGGUUAUGAUGGUAUGUGAAACUAUUAUUUAACGGACAAGCGGUCAGUUUAUACUGAAAACCCACUACAUAGAGAAUACCGGAUACCAGUUAUUUCAAGAAUGUCACCAGCAAAUGUUCUCAUCACUGGUGCUAACAGAGGUAUCGGUCUGGAAUUUGUUAAACAGUACGCUCAGCUUCAACCGAAUUGUCCACAGCAUGUUUUUGCAGGUUGUAGAUCGCCAGACUCUGCUAAGGACCUCCAAGAUUUGCAGACAAAAUACAAGAACAUAAAAAUUGUUAAAAUAGACUUAAAUGACGAGGCGACUUAUGCUUCUGCUGCUAAAGCUGUUGAGGAAGUUGUUGGAGACGCAGGUCUGAAUCUCCUAAUAAACAAUGCAGGUGCUGCAAAUCGAGCAAGUCUAGACACUGUAACCAGCGAGGAUAUGGUUAGUCUAUUCCAAAUAAAUGCCGUCGGACCACUGAUGCUCACUAAAGCCUUUCUACCUCUACUACGCAAGGCAGCGGCUAAGGGCGGAGCAAUGUCUAGUGAUCGCGCAUGCGUGAUAAACAUCAGCACGGGCGUGGCUUCCAUAACCGAGAAUGAUACCGGUGGUGCAUACUCAUACAGGACUUCAAAGGCGGCGCUUAACAUGAUAACGAAGAAUCUCAGCCUCGAUUUGAAGAAGGACGGUAUUUUGGUCUCCGCGAUACAUCCGGGCUGGAUCAAGACCGGUAUGGGUGGUCCAAAAGCUACCACAGAGGCAUCAGACUGUAUUGAAGCACUGUUAAAGGUCAUUGACUCGCUCAAUAGUGAAGAAAGUAGUGGGAAAUUGUAUCAUUAUAGCGGACGAGUAAUGCCUUGGUGAUACAACCGAUAAAACAGUUACUGUAAAAAUUUGAUUUUGUGGUCAUAAAAUGUCAUGGUUUUUGACAUAAUACCUAUUUCGUUGGAAUAUAAUUCUAUGGAUUAAUUCAACCACGAAAUCCAUGGAAAUUAGUUCCCCAUCAAUAUUGACGAUUUUACAGUAUUCAAACUUUGAAAAUGGGUUUAAAAGUUAUGUUUUAACGUAUUUAAAAAUCCAUCCAUAUGAUAAGGUAUUAAAAUAUUUAAAUAUAA